AAAAAAAACUCCAUGGAACUUAUAAACUUGUAGCAUGAUCGAAGCCUCGAAAUCAUUGGUACAUUUAACAAUUGUUUUAAAUGCACUUGUUCUAGAUGUUGCAUACUACUUAGAACAACAUAGUCAGCAGCUAGGAAUAGUAUAUAGCAUCAUAGUAAGCAGUUAAGGAUAGUAGCCUCGAAAUCAUUGGUACAUUUAACAAUUGUUUUAAAUGCACUUGUUCUAGAUGUUGCCUACUACUUAAAACAACAAAGUCAGCAGCUAGGAAUAGUAUAUAGCAUCAUAGUAAGCAGUUAAGGAUAGUAGCAUCAUAGUCAGCAGCUAGGGGUAGUAGCAUCAUAUUCAGUAGUCAGGGGUAGUAGCAUCAUAGUCAGGAGCUAGGGGUAAUAACAUCUUAGUCAGCAGCUAGGGGUAGUAACAUCAUAGUCAGAAGCUAGGGGUAGUAGAAUCAUAGUCAGCAGCUAGGGGUAGUAGAAUCAUAGUCAGCAGCUAGGAGUAGUAGAAUCAUAGUCAGCAGCUAGGGGUAGUAACAUCAUAGUCAGGAGCUAGGGGUAAUAACAUCUUAGUCAGCAGCUAGGGGUAGUAACAUCAUAGUCAGAAGCUAGGGGUAGUAGCAUCUUAGUCAGCAGCUAGGGAUAGUAUAUAGUAUCAUAGUCAGCAGCUAGGGGUGGUAGCAUUAUAAUAAGCAGUUAGGGAUAGAAGAAUCAUAGUCAGCAGCUAGGGGUAGUCACAUCAUAGUCAGCAGCUAGGGGAAGUAGCAUAAUAGUCAGAAGCUAGGGGUAGUAGCAUCAUGGUCAGCAGCUAGGGAUAGUAGCAUCAUAUUCAGCGGCUAGGGGUAGUAGCAUCAUAGUCAGCAGCAAGGGAUAGUAGGAUCAUAGUCAGAGGCUAAGGGUAGUAGCAUCAAAUUCAUAGUCAGCAGUUAGGGGUAGUAGCAUCAUAUUCAUAGUCAGCAGCUAGGGGUAGUAGCAUCUUAGUCAGCAGCUAGGGGUAGUAGCAUCAUAUUCAUAGUCAGCAGCUAGGGGUAGUAGCAUCAUAGUCAUCAGCUACGGGUGCAUCUAAAUCUGGAAAACAUGAUUUUUUUCAAAAAUAACGAGAACAUUUGUGGGAAAAGUAUCAAUAUAAUUUUUUAUUUAUUGAACUUUGGAAAUACAAAUAUGGAGGGAGUUCAAGUAAAUUAUUUAGAGGAUAAAGGGUUGACUGCGAUUAUUAUCAUUAAUAUUCCUAGUGUUAAUUGCUAGUUUGACCUUCAUACAAAUCACAAAAAAAUCAUUUUAAAAUUAAAGGCAUGACUCCCACCCCAUCCAACAUACAACCAGACAGAAAACCAGAGAUUACUAUUUAAUAUAGAGACAAUGGAAGGAGGAGGGGGAUCAAACUAUAAAUAAAUAUUUUGGCAUUAUCUCUUGUUUUUGUUUUGAUUUGUUUGAUAUUUAAAUCUAAUAUCUAUUUUAAUUUUGCAGAUGUUCUACAAAUAUUGAAUGGAAAUGAAUAACGCCAUAUUAAUCUUCAUCAGCUGUGCAGCUGCUCUAGUUUCAAUGAUUAACCUGAUUUAUGUGAAGAAGGAAAAUAUCUCUAUAGCAGGAAACCUUAUGUUAGAGAGGGGAGCAAAAGAGGAAAUUGAGAAUUUAAUGUCUGAAUGCGGAACAAAAGCUGCAAAUUUAGAAUAUGAGGUUAAGACUAAGUCUGAUGAGGUUGAAAAAUUGAAUGCUAAGAUAAAAGAAUAUGCUGCACAAUUACAGAAUACAACGGCUGCACAGGCAAACUGUGCUACUAAAAUUCAAAAGCUUGAAGCUCAGGUUAAAACUUUAAUGGGCCCAGUAAAUGCUGCCGAGAAGACUAAUGCUGAUCCUGCUGCCGCCAAAUCUGCUGAAGCUGCUGUAGCUGAUGCCAAAGCCAAAGAAGCAGAUGCUGCUGCCGGUGAAGCAGCUAAAGCUGAAGCUGCUAAAGCCAAAGCUGUUAAAGCCGAAGCCGAUAAAGCUGAAGCUGAUAAAGUUGAAGUUGCUAAAGCCAAAGCUGCCACCACUGAAGCUGCUAAAGCCGAAGCUGCCGCCGCCGAAGCUGCUAAAGCCGAAACUGCCGCCGCCGAAGCUGCUAAAGCUGAAACUGCCGCUGACGAAGCUACUAAAGCCGAAGCUGCUGUAGCCGAAGCUGCCGUAGCAGAAGUUGCUAAAGCCGAAGCUGCUAAAACCAAAGCUGCCGCCGCCGAAGCUGCAGAAGCCCCUCAAGCAUAAUUAGAUUCAGAAGCUCUGAAGGAAAAAUAAGACUGUAUAAAUCAUCAAAGUACUAAAAUAGCAAAUUUGUAUUUGAAUAAUUGUAAAGUAAGCUCAACUAAAUUAUUGAAGUUUUGUUCAAUUUAUAAAACAAAAACACCUGGGACUAUUUCUGAAUUCUUAAGAUUUUAAUAAAAUCCUUAAAUCAUUUCAGAAUUCCUUCAAUGUUACGAAAAUCCUUAAAAAUGUUCAGAAUUUUGACCAUAGCAGUUUUACGAAUUUAAAUACUUUAAACUUUGAAAUAGAAUGAUCACAACUCCUUGAAAUAGAAUGAUCACAACUCCUUGAAAUAGAAUGAUCACAACUACUUGAAAUAUUUGAGCAUUUUUAUUUAUUACAAAAACCCUUGAAAUAUAGUAAGAUUACAAGAAAAUCUUUGAAAUAUAUUAAGAUUAAUCUUUGAAAUAAUAAGAAAAUCCAUGGAACUUUUAAACUUGUAGCAUGAUCAAAAAUCCUUGAAAUAUUUGUUACAUUUAACAAUUGUUUUAAAUACACUUGUUCUAGAUGUAUAAACUACUUAAAACAACUGGCUCUAACCCUCAUUUAGCAAUAUUCAACAGUUUAAAACAUUGUUCUACAUAUAUUUUCAUGUAUAUUUAAGAAACUACCUCACUUCUCUGUAUGAACGUUUAAAAUGUUAAAAGGGACAAAUAAAAUAAAAAAAACCA
Eurytemora carolleeae is the source of this 2938-nucleotide messenger RNA. Its product is annotated as protein TolA. NCBI's taxonomy places the organism in Eukaryota, Metazoa, Arthropoda, Copepoda, Calanoida, Temoridae. The coding region runs from base 1479 to 2231 and encodes 250 amino acids. The transcript is spliced from 5 exons. The record is from RefSeq and is a predicted model, not a curated record.